This is a messenger RNA of Ornithorhynchus anatinus (platypus), 927 nucleotides long. Its product is annotated as vomeronasal type-1 receptor 4-like. Gene Ontology annotation, molecular function: pheromone receptor activity. The transcript has a single exon. Gene Ontology annotation, biological process: G protein-coupled receptor signaling pathway. Lineage: Eukaryota; Metazoa; Chordata; Mammalia; Monotremata; Ornithorhynchidae. The record is from RefSeq and is a predicted model, not a curated record. Bases 1 to 927 code for a protein of 308 amino acids. Gene Ontology annotation, cellular component: membrane.
AUGCUAUUGAGUGAGCUGAUCUUGAUAUUUGUCUUGCUCACUCAAGCUUGGAUGGGGCUCUUGGGGAAUUCAGUAUUGCUGGUGGUGUACAGCAGAAUCUUCAUUUCUCAGCCCAAUCGUAGGAAGCCGACAGACCUGAUUUUCACCCACCUGUCUACUAUCAACGUGGUUACAAUGCUCAUCCAUGGUGCCACAGUGCUGAUAUUUGCCACUGGGAUAGAGAAUAAAUUGGAAGAUGUUGGGUGUCAUAUCAUAAGCUACUUCAGGAGAGUGACACGAGGCCUCUCCAUCUGCACCACGUGUCUCCUGAGUGUCUUCCAGGCCAUCACCCGGCUCAAGCCCCAAGCCACUGGUUGCAUCACCCCUUCUUUAGUUUUCUUCUGGAUUCUCCACCUUUCAAUGUACAUGAAUAUACUAACGGCAACAAUACCUACCUAUAAUGUCACUGGCACAGUUAAUCGUCUUAAUAUAAAAUACUGUUCUGACAUGUUCUUACAGAAAUAUUUGACAAAUAUGGCUUUUGUAGUUGUGAUUACUUUGCGAGAUGUUGUCUUUGUGCUCCUCAUGACCUGGGCCAGUGGCGACAUGGUCCUUGUGCUCUAUCAACAUCAUAUACAAGUUCGGCACAUCCACAGCACCAACCUCUCCCCCAGAUCCUCCCCCGAGACCAGAGCCACCUGCACCAUCCUGCUCCUUGUCACCUGCUUUGUGUUCUUUUAUUCUAGCAACUGCAUCAUUAUUCUGUCAUUAACUUUUUUGGAGUAUAAAGACAUCAGGUUGACUGAUGCCAUGACUGUUCUGGGAGCGUGUUACCCCGCCCUUUGUCCCUGGGUGCUAAUCAGCAGUGACCCACGGGUCCCCAAGCCCCACUGCAUCCUGAAGAAGGAGAGAAGUCCCUCUCCUCCCCUGGAUCUCUGUGAUGUAUAG